AUGGGGUUCUUCUCGGACUAUUUUCAGCAUCGGCGGGACUGCCGCUUCAAGCAGCAGGAGCGGAGGGACCGCAUCCGGGCCCUCACGGCCUACCACGGCGCCUUCACAGCGGCGGACCGGAAGACGGUGACGCGGCCCAUCGAGGAUCUGGUGGCCGACGUGCACAGCGGCGCCGUGUCGCCGCUCGAUGUGUUGCGCACAUACGGCAAAGUGGCGCUCAAGGCCCACGUGCGGACCAACUGCGUGACCGAGGUCAUGCUGCCGUCGGCCGAGGCUUGGCUGCGUGACGGCGCCAUCAACCUGCGCGGCCCGCUGGCCGGCAUCCCCGUCAGCCUCAAAGACACAGUCGCCGUCGGCGGCUACGAUACCACGGUGGGAUACAGCAGCUUCGUCGGCAACAAGACGCCCGACGACGGCCCCAUGACGCGCCUGCUGAAGGACGCCGGCGCCGUGCCCUACGUCAAGACCAACAUGCCCAUCACGCUGCUGAGCUUCGAGAGCACAAACGACGUCUGGGGCCGGUGUACCAACCCGCAUAACCCCGACUACUCGCCCGGCGGGUCCACGGGCGGCGAGGCUGCCUUGCUAGCCCUCGGCGGCCGCAUCGGCAUCGGCAGCGACGUAGCCGGCAGUGUUCGUGCUCCGGCCCACUUCUCUGGCUGCUACAGCUUGCGGUGCUCGACGGGCCGCUGGCCCAAGAUCGGCAUCUGCACGAGCAUGCCGGGCCAGGAGGGCGUGCCGGCCGUCUACAGCCCCAUGGCCCGCACGCUCGGCGACCUGACAUACUUCACGCGGGCCGUCGUCGGCAUGCAGCCGUGGAAGUACGACUAUACCGUCCACCCGCUCCACUGGCGGCCCGAUGUUGAGCGCGAGUAUGCCGACAAGAAGGUCCUGCGCGUCGGCGUGCUGCGCACAGAUGGCGUCGUCGACCCCAGCCCAGCCUGCGCCCGCGCCCUGGAGACGGCCGCGAAGGCGCUCCGCAAGCAGGGUCACGAGGUUGUCGACAUUAGCUCCACGGGCAGCGGCGCUCCGCCCGACAUGUACGAGGCGCUGCGGCUGGCCUCGCUGCUGCUCAACGCCGACGGGUGCCAGAUGUUUGAGACGUUUAUGCGGCCCGGGGAGUGGAACGACGCCGGCGCGGCGCAGAUGGUGCGGCUGGCCCGGCUCUGGGCGCCCGUCCGCUAUCUGUACUACCUCUGGGUCAAGUACGUGCGCCGCGACGACGUCUGGGCCGGGCUGGUGAGGGACUGGCGGGCGAAGACGGUGCUCGAAAACUGGCACCUCGUGAAGCAGCGCGAGGCGUAUCGCGCAAAGUGGUUCGAGUGGUGGGACGCCCAGGGCCUCGACGUCCUGCUGACGCCGCCAAACGCUACCCCCGCCGUCCCGCACGACGGCAUGCACGACGCCGUGAGCAGCUGCGGCUACACCUUCCUCUUCAACCUGCUGGACUACACGGCUGGCGUCCUGCCCGUCACGCACGUGGACAAGGCAAGAGACAGACUCCCCGCGACGUUUAGGCUCGGGCCGCUCAACGGCGUUGCGAGGGGCGCCUACAAGCUCUACGACGCCGAGCGCAUGCACGGGCUGCCCGUCGGCGUCCAGGUCGUCGGCCGCCGACUCGAGGAGGAGAAGGUGCUGACGGUCAUGAAACGGGUCGAGGAUGCCCUCGGCGGUGACAAGUACGAGCUCCUCGACCUCGCCGUGCUCGACUAG
Molecule: messenger RNA, 1713 nt
Organism: Lasiosphaeria miniovina
Lineage: Eukaryota; Fungi; Ascomycota; Sordariomycetes; Sordariales; Lasiosphaeriaceae
Product: amidase signature domain-containing protein
Exons: 3
Coding region: 1-1713 (570 amino acids)
Source: RefSeq, a predicted model, not a curated record